AUGCCGGGGCCCCGUGUGCUGGCCGCGAUAUGCGGCGCACUGCUCUGCGCCUCCGGCCUCCUGGAGGACACCGAGAUCUUCUGUGACUCCAGCCCAUGCAUGAAUGGUGGGACCUGCCUGAGGGACCGUGGUGAAUCAUUCCACUGCACCUGUUUGGAAGGCUUCACGGGCCGCCUCUGCAAUGAAACUGACAAAGGUCCCUGUUCCCCGAACCCCUGUCACCAUGAUGGCCAGUGCCAGGUGGCCAAGGACCAGCUCCGAGGGGACGUCUUCAUCGCUUACAUCUGCCAGUGCCCACGGGGCUAUACAGGCAUUCACUGCGAGACCCCGGAGCCCUUGAACUCGCAAGGGGUCACCCUGUCCACCGCCCAGCCUUCUGCAGACUGCAGUAUGCCCCUGGGCAUGGAGGGCGGCGCCAUCGGUGACUGGCAGCUCUCCGCCUCCUCCUUGCAUUUGGGCUUUGUGGGCCUGCAGCGCUGGGGCCCCGAGCUGGCCCGCCUGCAGCGCAGCGGCCUGGUCAAUGCCUGGACGGCCAGCAACCACGACCAGAAGCCCUGGAUCCAGGUGAAUCUGCUUCGGAAGAUGCGGGUGACUGGUGUAGUGACGCAAGGUGCCAGCCGCGCUGGGACUCCCGAGUAUCUGAAGACCUUCAAGGUGGCCUACAGCCUCGAUGGACACAAGUUCCAGUUCAUCCAGGACGAAGAGGGGUCUGGAGACAAGGAGUUUGAGGGCAACAUGGACAAUAACAGCCCGAAGAUCAACAUGUUCAAGACCCCUCUGGAGACGCAGUAUGUGCGGCUAUUCCCCGUGGACUGCCGCCACGGUUGCACCCUCCGCUUUGAGCUCCUGGGCUGCGAGUUGAAUGUUUGCUCAGGGCACCUGGGCCUGAAAGACGGCAGCAUCCCCGACGAGCAGAUCACAGCCUCCAGCAGCUACAAGACACUGGGCCUGCGUGCCUUCGGCUGGUACCCCUACUACGGGCGGCUGGACCGGCAGGGCAAGUUCAACGCCUGGGCUGCCCAGGGCAACGACGCCAAUGAGUGGCUGCAGGUUGACCUGGGCUCCCAGAGGCAGGUGACGGGCAUUAUCACCCAGGGGGCCCGCAACUUCGGCUACAUCCAGUACGUGGCUGCCUACAAAGUGGCCUACAGUGACAACGGCAAGACCUGGACCGAGUACAGGGAGGCCGGGGCCACCGAGAGCAAGAUCUUCCUGGGCAACUCGGACAACUAUUCCCACAAGAAGAACAUGUUUGAGAAGCCCUUCAUGGCCCGCUACGUGCGGGUGCUGCCCGUGGCCUGGCAUAACCGAAUCACCCUGCGCCUGGAGCUGCUGGGCUGUUAGCAGCCGCUGUACCUGACUUGUUUGUUGAGAUGGGGUCUUGCUAACCACGUGUCUCCCAGCCUGCUGCAUGGUGUGACCUGCUGCCUUCCCAGCCUUCCUGUGACUCCAGGGGCUGGGGUGAGGAGAGGGGGGUCCUUGCCUCCUUCUUUC
Perognathus longimembris pacificus (Pacific pocket mouse) is the source of this 1494-nucleotide messenger RNA. RefSeq names its product lactadherin-like. The record is from RefSeq and is a predicted model, not a curated record. Gene Ontology annotation, molecular function: calcium ion binding. The transcript has 9 exons. Lineage: Eukaryota; Metazoa; Chordata; Mammalia; Rodentia; Heteromyidae. The coding region runs from base 1 to 1344 and encodes 447 amino acids.